GCAAAAAGAAUCAAUAAGUUUUGUUGGCAUUUUGGUGGUUUGAUUGGAAUAUAUACAGGUGGAGGAGAUACAGACGCAGUCACGUCUUAACUUUGGUUAUAUAUAAACUUGUUAUUUAUAAAUCUUAAAAUGAACAACAAAUGAAAAAUUCUCCAUUUAUAAACAAAACAGGUGGUUGUCACAAGUGAAUUUUCAAAUUUUAGUUUAUUAAGAAAACACGUCUUUUCAAAUUCAGUGCAUCAAGAAAACUCCACGUUAAAACAUCACUUUCAAUUGCAUACAAUCUUAUAAAAAUGCUUCAAGCGUCUGUGACUAAGUUCCUAAACAUUAUCGUUGUACUUGGUUUAUUAACAUUUCAAGGGGUUUGGAGUGCCCCACAAGCCGUUAGUACACAAAGUGAAAUUUUACAAUCGAAAGAAUUGAAAAAACAUUUAGAAGUAUUGAAGGUACAUCUAGAGGAUGCCAUUAAAAAGUUGGAUCAUAAUAUUAAAGCAAGACAGGCAGAAUUUCAAGCCGAAAUACAAACACCCGAUAGUGAAUACAUUGAAGCAGCUUUGGGAAUGCAACGUAAUGAUUUCAGAAGUGCCGCUGCAAUACCACAAAUCCCGUUACCAUCUCAAACGAUGCGAAUUAAUCAAAAUAGUGGUCUUAGACGUUAAAUAUUAUAAAGAAGAGUGUGGGGUCAAACGUGUUUUUUUAAUGAUGACCUGCAUUUAGUUUUAGCAUUAUAUGUGUUUGUAAAGUUGUAUAGCUAAGUAUUAUAUAAGAAAUAUUAUUUAUUUAAAACAAGUUAAAAAAAACUAUU
Lucilia sericata (common green bottle fly) is the source of this 805-nucleotide messenger RNA. RefSeq lists its product as uncharacterized. Bases 294 to 659 code for a protein of 121 amino acids. The transcript is spliced from 2 exons. The record is from RefSeq and is a predicted model, not a curated record. NCBI's taxonomy places the organism in Eukaryota, Metazoa, Arthropoda, Insecta, Diptera, Calliphoridae.